Messenger RNA from Lathyrus oleraceus (garden pea), 846 nucleotides. RefSeq lists its product as uncharacterized. The transcript has 2 exons. Bases 1 to 846 code for a protein of 281 amino acids. The record is from RefSeq and is a predicted model, not a curated record. Lineage: Eukaryota; Viridiplantae; Streptophyta; Magnoliopsida; Fabales; Fabaceae.
AUGCGUGUGUUGUUUGGCGCUCAAGAUGUUCUUAAUCUCGUCAACAACAGUUACACACUGACUGCAGAAAAUGCAAUAGAAGUGCAAAUAAACGCGCAACGUGAAAUAACGAAGAAGGAUCAUAAGGCAAUGUUAUAUAUCCAUCAGUGUGUUGAUCCAAAGGUGUUUGAGAAGAUCGUCGAUUCAACAACGGUGAAGGCCGUGUGCGAUACACUUGUGCAAUGCUAUGAUGGUGACAUAUCAGUAAAGAAAGUAAAAUUGCAGUCCCUACGCAAGCAGUACGAGAAUCUCAGUAUAAAGAAUAAUGAGAAGGUGACUGAUUAUAUCUCUAGAGUGAUUGUGGUCACGAAUGAGAUGAAGUCUUGUGGAGAAACAUAUUUUGAACUGGUAAUCAUUGAAAAGGUACUAAGAUCACUUACUCCUCUGUUUGAUUACAUAGUUAUAGCCAUAGAACAUUCGAAAGAAACUAGCACCGCUCUGAAAGCUUAUUUUGUCAAUAAGAACAAGAAGCAAGCAUGGCUAGAGAAUAGGAAAAAGAAUGGUGAGGGUGUUCAAAAGCCAAAACUCUCCAAUCCAUAUGACACGAAACAUAAAAAUGUUCAUAAGGGAAAGGAGAAGUUUGAUGAUAGAAAGAUUUGGUGCUACAAUUGCAACAAGUUUGGCUAUUUUGGUGUUGAUUGUUCGCCAAACAAGGUUAGCAAGGGUGAAGAAGCCAACAUAGCCAGAGGAGACUUUGAGGAUGAACCAGUGUUAUUGAUGGAAUCUGAGAAUGCAAUCGGAAUAAUGGUAGACUUAUGGUAUAUGAACACUGGUUGCUCAAAUCACCUAACUGUAAACAAGCAAUAG